This is a messenger RNA of Triticum aestivum (bread wheat), 2329 nucleotides long. Its product is annotated as putative pentatricopeptide repeat-containing protein At3g49142. The transcript has a single exon. Gene Ontology annotation, molecular function: protein binding; RNA binding. Gene Ontology annotation, biological process: RNA modification. NCBI's taxonomy places the organism in Eukaryota, Viridiplantae, Streptophyta, Magnoliopsida, Poales, Poaceae. The record is from RefSeq and is a predicted model, not a curated record. Bases 269 to 1870 code for a protein of 533 amino acids.
AACCGCCCCCGCCCUCCCUCUCGAAUCCCCAGCAAACCUCUCCCGCGAUUUAGUCCGGACAAUCGUCAGCACCGCUGCAUUUCAUCCGACGAGCCGGAAAUUGCUCGGAGACCUUCGCCGCGCGCCUAGGUUUCCCCCGGCACUUGCCCAGAUCCGCGACGACCUGCGGCGAUUUGUCGCUCAUGAGCGCCUGUAGAGCGGAUCGCUUGCUAGUUUUCCCAGUAAUUUCGGCUCUAAUUCCAGGUGGCCACGGUCCGAGGGGAGGCGGAUGAACAGGAGCGUGUGCCACCACCUGCUCGCCCAGUGCAGAUCCCUGCGAGAGCUCGAGAGAAUCCACGCCCGGGCCGUCACCCAUGGCCUCCACCCGUGUAACCAGUCCAUCUCGUGUAAGCUCUUCCGGUGCUACGCCGACUUCGGCCGCCCCGCCGAGGCGCGCCGGCUGUUCGGCGAGAUCCCCUGCCCGGACCUCGUCUCCUUCACCAGCCUCAUGUCGCUCCACCUCCAGCUAAACCAGCACCAUGAGGCCAUGUUCACGUUCUCGCGCGCCAUCGCCUCCGGUCACCGCCCUGAUGGCUUUGUGGUUGUCGGCGCUCUCUCGGCGUCUGGCGGGGCUGGGGAUCUUUGUGCUGGUUUGGGGGUGCAUGGCCUGAUUUUCCGUUGCGGGUUGGGCUCAGAGUUGGUCGUCGGCAAUGCUCUGGUUGAUAUGUAUUGCCGGUGCGGGAGGUUUGAGGGCGCGCUAGGGGUGUUUGAUGAAAUGGCGGUGAAAGACGAGGUCACCUGGGGCAGCAUGCUGCAUGGGUAUAUGAAGUGUGUCGGUGUGGACUCAGCGUUGUCCUUCUUUGACCGGAUGCCGGUGAAGAGCAUGGUUUCCUGGACGGCGUUGGUGACCGGCCAUGUUCAGGCCAAGCAGCCUAUCCGAGCUCUAGAAAUUUUUGGUAGGAUGGUGCUGGAAGGUCACCGCCCCACACAUGUUACAAUUGUAGGUGUGCUGUCUGCUUGCGCUGACAUUGGCUCUCUAGAUCUUGGGCGUGUCAUUCAUGGGUAUGGAAGUAAAUUCAAUAUCAGCACAAAUAUAAUUGUUAGCAAUGCUCUGAUGGACAUGUAUGCAAAGAGUGGAAGUAUAGAGAUGGCAUUUGCCGUGUUCGAAGAAGUGCCCUUGAAGGACGCAUUCACAUGGACAACCAUGAUCUCGAGCUUCACUGUCCAGGGUGAUGGGAUAAAAGCUCUUGAGCUCUUUGAGGACAUGCUAAGGUCUGGGAUUGUUCCAAAUAGUGUCACCUUUGUGUCUGUUUUGUCAGCCUGCAGCCAUGCUGGGUUAAUACAGCAAGGCAGAGAGUUAUUUGAUAAAAUGCGUAGGAUCUACAACAUUAAACCGCAGCUUGAGCACUAUGGAUGCAUUGUUGAUUUGUUAGGACGGGGUGGGCUACUAGAGGAAGCAGAAGCCCUGAUAUAUGAUAUGGAUGUGGAACCUGAUACUGUUAUAUGGAGGUCACUUCUUAGUGCAUGCCUAGUUCAUGGCAAUGAUAGAUUGGCUGAGAUUGCUGGGCAGGAGAUUAUAAAGAGAGAACCAGGGGAUGAUGGGGUUUAUGUGCUUCUUUGGAACAUAUACGCCUCAUCAGAUAGGUGGAAACAAGCUCUGGAUAUAAGAAAACAAAUGCUGACAAGGAAGAUCUUCAAAAAACCAGGGUGUAGUUGGAUUGAAGUCGAUGGUGGUGUCCAUGAAUUCUUGGUACAGGACAAGGCACAUGAUGCUCGAAGGGAAAUUUAUGACACCUUGGAAGGAAUUGAUAGGCAGUUAAAGAUGGAUCUUAGAUCAUCCCCACUGGAAGAGAACUCAUUAAUCUGUGUGGAUGAGGAACUCUUAUUCUAAAUAUGUAUACUGGCCAUUUCUUCAUUAAUAACUUAUAAGAUAUUUUCUGAGUUCCUGAGAUAGUCUUGUGUCUUAUCCCAGAAUUUUUGGAUUUUGUACCAAAUACUGUUAUUAAUGUACUGUUCAUAUAUUGUUAUGCCUUGUCUUGUAAUUAUCAGUGCCUUUUUCUGUAUUAUGCUUAAAACUUGAAGUAAAUGCACUGUAUUUUUCUGUUUGAUUGGGGUUUCACGUGCUGUGGAGUCAUUAGCAUUCAUAAGUUAUCCACUUUAAAAGCAUGCGAUACUUCCAUUGGUUGUUGAUAUUUGAUAAAAGAAGAGUAGAUAGGUAGUCCAGUUAUGCACAUGUUUGCAAUCAUUUUCGGCUAUCUUGUUUUGUUCUGUUUGUAUUCCGUACCUAUGAAUGUUUCAUCAAGUUGCUUGCCUUGUAAUAAACACCACUUCUAACUUUCUCUUUCACCUA